Molecule: messenger RNA, 8754 nt
Organism: Mauremys mutica (yellowpond turtle)
Lineage: Eukaryota; Metazoa; Chordata; Testudines; Geoemydidae
Gene: CASP8AP2
Product: caspase 8 associated protein 2
Exons: 10
Coding region: 136-5937 (1933 amino acids)
Biological process (GO): extrinsic apoptotic signaling pathway via death domain receptors; Fas signaling pathway
Cellular component (GO): mitochondrion; PML body
Molecular function (GO): transcription corepressor activity
Source: RefSeq, a predicted model, not a curated record
CCUCCUCCCCUUGGCCCGGCCUGCGGGACUUGCAGCGGCGACAGCGGCGGCACUGGGGGGUUCCCGGGUGUCUGGGAAGCUGCCGCGGCGAGGGAGAGACGCCAACCGAUGGGGAAGCUGUAGGGAAUUAGUAUAAUGGCAACAGAUGAUGAUGGACUGACAUUAUGUGAUAUCCCUUGUGGUGCUUCCUCUUUUAGGGAUGAUGAUGAGAGCUCAGUGGAUAUUUAUGAUGGGUUGGACAGCACUUCAGUUGUUUCGGACAAUCUUGCUCAAAACUCUACACCCACAAGAAACUGUUUAAACUUAUUUGAUGAGAUCCUGAUUGAAGAAGGAACUGCAAAGGAAGCAACUUACAAUGAUUUGAAGGCAGAGUAUGGAAAAUGUCAGCAGCAGAUUAAAGAGUUGAUGAAGAAGUUUAAGGAAGUACAGGCACAGAACUCCAUUCUACAAAAUGAAAAUCAGGCACUUAAAAAGAAUAUUUCAGCACUUAUCAAAACUGCUAGAGUGGAAAUUAAUCGCAAAGAUGAGGAAAUCAGUAACCUCCACCAAAGGCUAUCAGAAUUUCCCAGUCAUCGAAAUAACUACGCUAGAACGUAUCAUUCAGGAUCAACUAAUACACGGUGCUCCGAGAUAAAUAAAACAAAAGAUCCUAAAUUCAGAGCUUCUUCUUUAGUAGACAAUACAAAGACAGAUCAUAGACUGAAAACUGACUGUUCCAAAGAUGUACAUCACAGUUAUUCAUCUCACAAUAUGGAGGAUGGAAAAUCACACUCAGAAAGAAGAAACUCUCCAUAUUUACUCAGAUAUCCUCCUGAAGAGCUUUGUAAAGACAGUUCUCAUACCUGUUUCCAAAACUUUGACCACUACUUCAAUAAGGGUAACAGGAGGGAAAGAGAAAUGAAAAAUGGUGAGCAGUAUAGCAGGGUUAAUGACAACAGGUACAAAAGAGAUACAUACCAGAGCACUGGUAACAGUACAGAUAGUGAACAGGGAAACACAGACUCUCAUCAAAAGUUGCACAUAUAUUCAGAAAAAUCUGGUAAAAGUGAGCUGCAGCAAGAAAGUAAGAGCAAAAAGCUGAAAUGUAGCCCACCUGUGGAAAAUAGAACUGAUAGGUGCAUUUCUACCUGGGAGAAACAAACAGCCAUUAAGGAGAGAUCACAAACAGUUGAAUCUCAAGGUGAUGAAAAGGGUGAAAGGUCACAAAACAUAAAUAAACAGGACCUUGAAACACACGAUAAAGAUGAGAAGAAUUUUGCACAGAAAAACAAAUCAACUGAAAAGCAACAAGAACAACCAAGAAGGUCUGUCCGAGUGAGUAGUCCACAUUCAAAGAAUGAAGCUGCAAGGAACCCACACAAAUUACAUAAGUGCCCCGGGGAAAACUGUAAAAGAGGAACAGAUGGAGACUGCAAGAGGGAUAGAGGAGUAAGUGAUCAUAGUUCCCGAGAGGCAAGAUCUUCACCUUCUACUUCCAGUAACAGAGAGCACAAACAUACGCACUCCAAGGAAAGUAGCAGCAGAUAUGAAUGGGAAACUACAUAUUCAAAAUUGGAGAGACACAGAACUGAAGAAAAAAGGAAAAGAGAUAAAGAAAACCAGGAAGAAAGUAGGCAUCCUAGAAAUGAAAGAAAACUAACAAAAGAAAUUACACACCAGACUGCAAAAGAAUCCAAGAAGGUUACAGAUGCUACAAAAAAUGAGAGAAACAAAUCGUCUAAACCAGAAGAAACACCCAGAGUAGCAGAUGGUUUAAAAGAGCACAAAGCUAGAAAAGCUAAAGAUGAUAAAAAUGGAACAAAAAAGGAAGAUCUAAAACUAAGCUUUAUGGAAAAGCUAAAUUUAACUCUUUCUCCUGCUAAAACACAGCCUCUCUGUCAAAAUAAUGGAAUUGAAACAGAUUCCAAAAAAGCCAGUAGUGAAGAUAGUACAGAGACCACAGGGCAUACAGAAAUGUUAACACCUGCCCAACCUAUUAGUAUUGCUUCGGUAGAGCAAACCAAGGUUCCAGUUCAAACAAACUUGGAACCAAAGACACCUGUUUCUGAGAUCAAAAGGAAAACUGAAAAUGAAGCUUUGGCAGAAACUCUAGACCUAGUGCAGCCUGAAGCUUUGGCAGAAACAGUGGAUGCACUGCAACCUGAACUGACUAUUAACACUGUGUCCCUUCCUGAGGCUGGAAUAGAGAUGGACAAGGCAGACAAAACAUGCAAAGCUCCUGAGUUAGAAAGCCCUAUGAAUCAUGAUGAAGCUCAGAACAUCGAUUAUGAUGACUUGGAGACCAUUAGUUCUGAUGAUUUUGAGUCCCAUAGUGUUGCAGAUGAUAUUAGACAAAUGAAGUCAGACUCAUUAAUGCAAGUGGUAGAUACCAAUGAUGGUGUGUCUGGAGAAAGUUUUGAGUAUCCUGCCAAGGAAAACAGUGCUUUGAAAACUGUACCUUACAAGGAGGGUGUGACUACAUCCAAACCAACUGACAGGGAUAUACCAACGGAUGGGGGCGUACCAGUAAUUGAUCAAAACACUUGUAAUUUGGAGCAAAACUUGCCAGAACCAGAAAUCAGUGUAGUAACAUCUUCUCAUAGUGAUAAAAUAGAUCCUAGAACUAAAGCAAGAGAAACUAACCCAGUUCCUGCUGACGAUGACAAUUCAAUAUUAAGCAUUGAUCUCAAUCACUUGAGAUACAUUCCAAAGGUUAUCAGCCCACUGAAUAGUCCAAUGCGACCACUGGCUAAAGCACUCAGGAUGGAGAGCCCUUGCAAAGGACUUGUGAAGAGUUAUAACAAAGAUUUAACUCCUGAAAGCACAGUUGCCUGUCCCUCAAAGACUCUGUCAAAUGAAGUAAAUAAAGAAAAUCAAAAGCCAGUUUGCUCACCUGAUAAACACUUAGAGAUGGAGUCCCAGCUGAACAUAUCCUCAGAUGAAUUAGAAGAAGGAGAAAUUGUAAGUGAUGAUGAAAAACCCAAAUCAGAAAGAAACUCUGAGACUAGUAAAAUAUCAAGGGGAAGAGCUUCUCCUGAAACACACAAUUUGAGCAGCAGUCCACAUAACCAAAUGAAUAAAACUUCAUCUUGCAAAGAAGAUAGUGGAAAAUUAGCUUACAAAAAAGGAAAUGCAAACAAAAGUAGAGAAAAACAUAAAACUGGAGCUACCAGAUCGUCAAAAGAAAGAAAGAAAAAUAAAACUGUGAGCAUUGCUUGCCUUGAAAAAAUAGUUCAAAUUAUUCUUGAACCUUCUACUGUACAAGAAAUUAUGCAGAUGUUAAAAGGUAUACGAAAACAGAUAAGAAAAAAUUAUAUGAAGUUCAAGAUGCAUUUCCCAGUUCAGCAUUUUCACAGAAUUAUAGAAUCAGCAAUUUUGAAUUUUACAUCAUUGAUAAAGUACCUAGAUUUUUCCAAGAUGUCUAGAUUAGGUGAGACUUUAAAAUUGACUCUCUGUGAAACUAUAGAGUCUAAACUAAGGCAUGUUAAAAAGAAUGCAACAGUGGAACAACUUUUUGAACAACAGCUGACAGAUAUGAAAAAACAGUUGUGGAAAUUUGUGGAUGAACGGCUUGAUUACUUAUUUGAAAAAAUAAAGAGAAUUCUGGUAAAACUCUGUGAUUUAGUAAGCAUUGGAAAUGAGAGUGAUGAAGGGAAGCUUGAAAUCAUAACUACACAAAAACAGAAAUGCACAACAGAUUAUAAAAAUGAUGUACAGAAAUCCAGGAAAAAGUCCCAAAAAGUAAAAUCUCAAAAGUCUGAAGAAUAUGUCCUUCCUAAACCAGUGGUAAGUUAUCAACCAUUCAACAAGUGUCACCAUGACAAAAAUAAAACAGAUGCACCAAAAAAUAUGAUUACAAAAUGUCUAAAUUCCAUUGAUAAUACAAGGAACUCUCAAACCCAAGUGCUUCCCUCUAAGGAAAAUAAUUUACAAGGCACCCUAACUCCACUGAAAAGUGCAAGAUAUGAAAAGGAAGGCUUUCACAUGGUCAGAGAUGCUCACAAGUCUGAUUUUAAUUAUGAACUUCUUACAGAACAGCAAACUUCUAGUCUUACAUUUAACCUAGUGAGUGAUGCACAAAUGGGUGAAAUAUUCAAAAGUUUGUUACAAGGCUCUGAUCUUUUAGAAAAAAGCAUCAGCAGCAUUGAUACGGAUCAGUGGGAGUUCAGGACACCAGAAAAACAGAUCCUGGAAAGUCAGAAAUGCAGAAAUAAUCCAGCUUCUGUUAUAGAAGAGGCAGUUCCAAUAGAGGCCUGUGUGAAAUCUGGACCAGUAGAGGGUAUUAAUUGGCCUGCGGUUUCACCUGAAAGAGCCUCAUCUUUAUCAUCUAGACUUCAGAUGCCAGUUGAUCCAGAUGUUCUGGAUGAAAGCUGUAUGUUUGAAGUUCCUCCAAGUGCAGUUUCCAGCAAAGAUGAUGAAUGCAGUUUACAAAGGAAUAAGUCAUUUGUUUCUUCUAUACUCCUUGAAGAUCUAGCAGUUUCUUUAACUAUUCCAUCACCUUUGAAAUCGGAUGCUCAUCUUAGCUUUCUGAAACCUGAAAACACAUCUGGUUCAACUCCUGAGGGAGUUCUUAGUGCACAUUACAGUGAAGAUGCUCUUCUUGAAGAAGAGGAUGCCACUGAACAAGACAUUCAUUUGGCUUUAGAAUCUGAUAACUCAAGUAGUAGAUCAAGUUGUUCUUCAUGGACAAGUCGGCCCAUUGUUCCUGGUUUCCCUUGUGACCCCAGCCUACCAAUGCAAGCAGUAAUAAUGGAGAAAUCCAAUGAUCAUUUCAUUGUUAAGAUAAGACGUGCAGUGCCUUCUAUAUCACCAACCCUUGAUCAGACUACCCUGGCAGAGGAGUCACUGGUAUCCUUAACCAAGAAAGAAAAGGAAGAAAUUAUAUCUGCCAGAAUAAAAAAAGAUAAUCAGGAUACCACAGGCACAACUGUUGAAGAAAAAGAUUCUAAGAGCGAUAUCAAUGUCAUUGAUUCCACUGAUGAGCUACAUAAUGUCAGUGCUAGACAAGAACAAGCUCAUGAUUUGCCUGAGCCCCUUAAGGAGCCACAUAGUGCCACUAGAAAAGACGAAGCUCCUAACUUGUAUAAUCCCUUUUCAGAAGCAUCAAACAAAAAUAGCCAUGGUAGUGAAAACACAAGUGAAGACUUUAAGCUGUCUCAGAUGCAUGAAUUGAAAGUGCCUGAAAACAAGAGAGAAAUAUCUAACUCUUCAGAAGAAAGUCCUGUUAAAGCUGAAGUUGCUUUUCCUUCUGAAUGCAGUGUUGAUGCAUAUAUAGAUUUGACAGAAGAUAUUGCCAAUGAAAGUGAAGUAGAUUUAUGUAAUCUUGCAGUGGAAUCGACUUUAAAAGUUACAGAACAGGAAAUUCAUAUAGGAAACUUAGAUAAGGGUGAUACAAAGGAAGAACCAUUGGAGUGCAGUGUUAAUGCAUAUAUCGAUUUAACAGAAGAGCUUUCCAGUGAGAUUAAAGCAGAUGAGUGCAACUCUAAAACAAAAUCCACUUUAAAUGUUGAUUUGGGAUGCCAGACAAGUCUUGAUAAAACUAGCAAAAAGAGGAAAAAGGAGUCUGUAACAGACAAUUCCAAGUCAAAAAAACCAAAAAAGGAAACUGAAUCAGCUAGUGAAAGAAAUGAUAAAAGUAGUAAGAAGUCUGAGGAGAAAGGUUUAACUCCCAAAAGAUCUUGCAGUAAGAGGACUGAAUUGCCUGAGAAUAAAGAUACUUCAACUUCCUCCACAUCGCCACGUAGUCUAUAUGCCAAAAACAUCAUUAAAAAGAAAGGAGAAGUAGUUGUUUCUUGGACAAGAAAUGACGACCGAGAAAUUCUAUUGGAGUGUCAAAAAAACGGACCAUCAGGAAAAACAUUUAUUUCUGUAGCUGCCAGGCUAAACAAAAGCCCAAAUCAGGUUUCAGAAAGAUUCAAGCAGUUAAUGAAGUUGUUCAAAAAGUCAAAGUGCAAGUAGCUAUUAAGCAAGCUGCUGUUGUGGUACAGGGUUUUGCUGUUGUCAGCAGCGACUGACUACUCCAAGUGCACACUUAUGGAUACUAUGGGAAGUAUCCAAGUCAGAACACCUAGUUCAGUAAGCUGGUGCACAGUCAUUUUAUUAGGUCACUCUUCCUCAUACAGUUGAAAUGCUUUAUCUCGGCUCAAAUAGCAACAAGCAUUCAUUCUUUCAGCCUCUCAAUAGUGUGUCAGCCAUAUGUGGGGAAAACAAAAACCAAACAAAACCAGCAGGCUGAUUGAAGGAGAAAAUUCCUGUACAAAUGGAACAGUGUACAUUCAAAACUGCAGAAACUCGGUUGUUGGUUAAACUUGUUACAUAACUGAGGGAACCUGCUCAGUCAAAUGAAGCUGGUGACAAACUUAUUAAAGGUGCUGUGAACAGACUUUGUGUAACAUUGUGAAACAUGGGUUUUAUAAACCUAAAUAAUUGCCUGGAGUCCAAUUGCUAGGAAAUCUUCAAAACAUCAAAAUAUUCUUUUAGGUUUUUUUGUCUUUUGUUUUUGUUUUUUUUCAAAUGUGACCUUAAAAUACAGUUCCUAAUAGGAAUAAUCCUGAAAUCAGUUGUUCUAGUAACUGGAUUAUCACAUAAUGAGAGAGUUGAUUCUUUCCAACUACAUGAAUUGCUAACAGUGGAAUUCAUGUUGGGGGAAAAUCGGACAUUGCGUCAUGCAGUUAAGCUAGUAAUUAAUUCAAUCGCCAGUUUUUCAGAUGACUGCUUACGUUCUGAGAUUGACUGCUGUGGAGUAUUCCUUUACUAAGGGCUAUUUUGAAGGUGAAAAAGUGGCUGUUCAAACUCUGUUUCAAAAAUCCUUGUCUGUUAAAUGUUGAACAGCUGAAUUUUUCCUUCAGAAGAAAUGUAUAGGUAAUACAAAUUUACAUAAAGUUCAUGUCAUUUUACCAAAAGUUUAUCCUCUCUAACUUGCAUCUUAGAAAUAGCCAUUUAUUUAAAUAGCAUCCUUCAAUAUGUGGGAGCUUUUGGCACUAAAAUUUAAUAUGAAUUAAUCACCUUAAUUUAAAUGGUUUAGAAACAUGGACUUUUGUAAUUGCCUUGUAAAAGGCAAUUUCAUAUUUAUUGCCAGGGGAAAAUCAUUUUCUAAACAGCCACUGAAAGCCUACGUCCAUUUAAUAUACUUGAGCAGCAUCAUGUCAAUCUUCAAAAGUUUCCUUGCAUAAGAUGUCUAACUAUGUGUUUAACUCUUUAAAAUCUUAGAAAUUGUUAUCGUUAAAUGUUACUGUCUUUAAAAUACACGUUACCAUUUUAUAGGUUUUUAAUAAAAGUUUCUUUACAGAUGCCUGUUUAUUCACAGUUUGCUAAUUAUGCACUGGACAAAUUUGUAAUUUGAAUAAAUAGAUGUCCGGGUUCAAGACCAGAUUCUAUGGUCUUUACUCCAUCAAAACAUAAAUUGAAAUAACCUGGAGUUUUGCCUGAAUAAGAACCUCGCCCUGGUUUACUAACUUCAGUUUCGUGUUACAAUUUAGGUUGGCUUACAGUUUUCCAAAAGCCAACAAACCCUUAUUAUACCAUCAGCAUGACAUAUGUUAUUCCCCUGUCACAUAUGUCCUCAGAGGAACAACAUAUUAGACAUACAUAUGUUGUAACAAAUAUAUUAGAACUAGAAGCUCAAUAGACUGUCGGAUUAUUCCUUGACAAUUCUGCUGUUAUGUUUUCUGUUUUGCGAAUAUUACCUAUGGAGUCAUGACUGUUAUAUUGCCAGAAAGUAUGAAACCUAUGUUUUAUAUAGCACCCUAUACAAUGUUAGAAGUAGUGAAUUAUUUAAACAUAGGUUGUGGUGUUGCAAUUGGAAGUUUUCCAUCUUAUAGACACUUGCCACUAAAACUGGAUUGCUUUUAAUGAUCAAAUUCUGUCCUAAGGCACACAAGGCCGGUCCCCAUGAUUUCAGUGGGAGUUUUUGUAUGUGUAUCCGUAUUUGGCCCUAAAAAUUAUUUGUGCCAAUUGUUUAAACUAUAAGUAAACUGAUUAACAAGUCUGUUCUCUGUAUAUUCAGUUUGCAGAGUUGCAUUUGCUUGCUCUUUUGGAAUAAUUAGACAUUGCUGCUGGGGCAUGUUCAAAAAAAAUUCUCUUUAUAGAACAAAAUGUGUACAGUAUCAAAGGCACUAAAGAAAAGCUAAUGGCUUUCAGUGCGUGACCCUCUUCUUCCCUCUCACAAAAGCAAGCAAUAAAUAUUAUUAUAAAGCACACUUGGCCCCUCUUUCUGUUUCUCUACAUUCAUAACUAAGAAAAAUGAUUAGUUUAGUUCUAACUUGAAUUCCUUUGUUGUAAAUUGUUAAACUAUUUUUUUAAAUGUUGCCUAUUGUAAGUAUGUGUACAGGUUCCCAUAUGGCUAUGUAAAAUAUCUUGUGUAUAUAUAGCUUUAUUUAGCCAAAGAUUUUUAACUAUGUAAAACUCCAAGUUUAUUUUGUAUAAACUGUUAGUUUGCUUACUGUAAGAGCAAUGCAAAAAAUAAUAAAACCUUGUAAAGUUCACGCUUAUGUUCUUGUUGAUCAAAUGUUGGCUUGAAGUGUUUUGUACUAUUGUUUAUAAUUUAUUUCAAUAAGAAUUUUGAUACCAUAUAUGCAAAAUGUACUGUAUGUAAACCUACAGUCUAACUUGUAAACCUCAGGUAAAUGAAAACAACUUGUCUGAAUUACUGUUGGCUAAUGGUGUGGCAACUGCUAUGCAGCAGCAUUAAAGCUGCUUCUAUAAAUAAUGAGGAUGUUGGGGGAGUUCUUCUCUCUUUCCUCCACAUGAACAAUAAACAUAAGUGCUUAGCCAGCA